Messenger RNA from Globicephala melas (long-finned pilot whale), 669 nucleotides. RefSeq lists its product as uncharacterized. Lineage: Eukaryota; Metazoa; Chordata; Mammalia; Artiodactyla; Delphinidae. The record is from RefSeq and is a predicted model, not a curated record.
AUGGGGAAGAAAUUAGACAAUGAAGAGAGUAACUGCUCUCUGUACAAGUGUUCAUCCCGGGUUCCGUUCAGUGGCUCCUCUCCUGAGCCCCACGUCUGGCAAUGUACAACCGUCUGCCCGACGACCCUGAAGACAAGUUUCUGCCCACUAGAGUCUCCGUUUAAAGUAAGAGUAAACCAUGUACCCAGGAGAGAUGUGGACAAAAAGAGAAGGAAAGAGGGUCAGCAUCCGUGGAAGCCGCCUUCCUUCCCAGGUUUAUUCCACCCGCUUAGCAGCGCCGCCGAUGUCUCCUAUUUGACUCUACCUGUGGGCGACACAGGCGCCCUCCAGCCCUCUCCGCUCAGCGCUCAUCCAAACAGGACUCCUGUUCUCCUAAAGUGUCGGUCAGUCCUUCCAGCACCUGUUAUUCUGGAUUCCUCCAGAGGACAACAGAUUCCUGCUGGCCAUGUUUUGGAUGGAGUUGGCUCCCUACCAACCAGCUCUGAGACCUCAGUGAAGCUGGAGAGCCUUCUCCUGAGGGUCGGACAGUUUGUGAAGUGUGAGAAGCUGACUGUUCCCAGCCAGCCCCCUCGGAUGACAAGCCCAGCUGCAGACUGUCGCUCUCCAGGCCCCGUCUGGAGCCUGGCAUGCUUUGAAGGCAAGUGUGGGAAUGGAUUCUUAUUGGUUUAA